Messenger RNA from Scleropages formosus (Asian bonytongue), 2526 nucleotides. RefSeq names its product malonyl-CoA decarboxylase (gene mlycd). The record is from RefSeq and is a predicted model, not a curated record. Gene Ontology annotation, molecular function: malonyl-CoA decarboxylase activity. Gene Ontology annotation, cellular component: peroxisomal matrix; mitochondrial matrix. Bases 127 to 1656 code for a protein of 509 amino acids. NCBI's taxonomy places the organism in Eukaryota, Metazoa, Chordata, Actinopteri, Osteoglossiformes, Osteoglossidae. Gene Ontology annotation, biological process: fatty acid biosynthetic process; acetyl-CoA biosynthetic process; malonyl-CoA catabolic process. The transcript is spliced from 5 exons.
UGUGACACGACUGCGAGCUGCAUGCCAUGCAGACAAGGCGGUCUCUUUAAGACCCGGAAAGGAUAGAAAAGUGAGCCCGGGUUGUACAGUCAAUGUUUCUCUAUAGCUGCCAGCUCCUGAAGUGUAAUGAUAGUCGGGCACGUAGCGAGGACCCUGCGGAGCGCUCCGAGGAGCUGGCGGUACUGCGGUGCACUCGCCGCGGCCUACGGGCUCAGAGAGCGCCUGGACCCGCCGCGUCUCACGACGAGCCAGAGGCGCCGACAGCACAGCGGCCCCGCGAAGAGCAUGGAGGAGCUGCUCCGAAAAACCGUGGGCCCGCUGCCCACCUACGAGACCAGAGACAAGUUCCCCCUGCCUCCGGAGUCCAGCAGCAUCGAGUUCAUGCACUUCUACCGCAACUUAGAGAAGGGACAGAAAUCGGAGUUUCUGGACAAGCUGUCGCUGGAGUUCGGCGUGGACCACAGACAGGUGUUCGAGCUGGCGGGGAAGGUGCUGGAUACACAGCUGAGGGACGCAGCAACUGUGCUGCAGGCGGAGGACCGACUCCGCUACAGCCUGACGCCCCGCUACAGACAGCUGCUGAGCCACAUAAGCAGGGUGGAAGGAGGGGUCAAGUUCCUCGUGGACCUGCGCGCCGAUAUACUCGACAUCGUGUCCUCAAAAACCAGCGACAGCCCGCACAUAAGGGACCUGAAUGGGACCCUGAAGAGCCUGCUGUCCGAGUGGUUCUCUGUAGGACUGCUCCGCCUGGAAAGGAUCACCUGGCAGUCCCCCUGUGAGAUCCUGCAGAAGAUUAGCCAGUAUGAGGCUGUACACCCUGUGAGGCACUGGACAGAUAUCAAACGCAGGGUGGGUCCUUACCGACGCUGCUACGCUUUCACCCACAGCGCCAUGCCUGGGGAGCCGCUGGUGGUCCUGCACGUGGCACUCACACAGGACAUCUCCGACAACAUCCAGGCCAUCGUGAGGGAGUUUGCCACGGUGGACUCAGAGGAGGACGUCAACAAAAUCAAUGCAGCGGUUUUCUACUCCAUCUCAUCCACGCAGGCGGGGUUGCAGGGGGUAGAGCUGGGCAACUACCUGAUCAAGAGGGUGGUUCGAGAGCUGCAGAGUGAGUUUCCCCACCUGACCCAGUUCUCCAGUCUCUCCCCGAUCCCGGGCUUCUCUACCUGGUUGCAAGGCGUCCUCAGCCAGCACAGGAAGGAAUCCUGCGGAGCUGGGAUCCUGUUGGAGCAGGAAUUGGAGGAAGUGCAGCUUGUUACAGGUGUAGAGGCUGGUGGCACACCGGCUGACUCUCUUCGCAGGCUGCUGAACACCAACGAGUGGGUGCGCUCUGAGCGCCUGGUGAGGGUGCUAGAGCCUGCCCUGAUGCGGCUCUGUGCUUGGUACCUGUAUGGGGAGAAAAGGCGUGGCUAUGCUCUCGAUCCCGUUGCCAACUUUCAUCUGCAGAACGGUGCCACCAUGUGGAGGCUAAAUUGGCAGGCGGACACAAGCCCACGCGGUAUCACCAAGUCAUGUGGCAUUAUGGUCAACUACCGCUACUAUUUGCAGGAGACUGCUGCAAAUAGUGCCUCCUACCUCCAGACAAAGGUCAUUGCUGCCUCGGAGCAGGUGCUUGGUUUAGUCGCACAGUUUCAGAAGAACAGCAAGCUCUGAUUUUUUUGGCCUUAUGUUGUGAUCACACAGAAAAGCGUGCCCACACGCUGUCAGGUAGCCAGUCUGAAUGUGGCUCCUGCUUAUAAGAAUCCUACAAGAGUCUUACUGAGAUCCUUAUAUUUAUUCCAAUGGAAUUUUAAAAGAGCUACAGAUUUACUUUCAUUUUCUCUUUCAAGUAGAUCAGUCAGUGCUUGAAGUUGGCUGCCUAUCUCAUUUUGUCAAGUUAUAAUUUAUGUUAAAGAGUAAUCUAAUGCCUUUGAAGGACUCAACUUAAAGCAAGAGAGAGUUUUGAAGCCUUGCCUUGAUAAUGUCUGACUUUACAUAGGGAGUGUGCAAGUGAACAUUGCUGUAAUAAAUUACUUUUGAUUCCUGUGUUAAUGUAUUCUGCAAGGUGUUGUUUUCCUAGCGUGUGUGUGUGUGUGUGUGUGUGUGUGUGUGUGUGUGUGCGCGCGUGCGUGCGCGCGCAUGUGUCAUUGGGUGCGAAGUACACAGAGUUGUGCUCUCGAAAGACCCGAGGCUUCCAUCUUCAGGUUAUUCACAGAUUACUUUGUUUCCUGGGUUUGUGUCUUGCUGCUCUCCCACAACGCUGAAAGGCUUGAAAACAUAAAACCCACUCGCCUUUUCAUUCACCUCUUUCUAUUAGCUCUUUGUACCUUGAAAGAAGUGGAAAGAGAAGAAAGGUGUCUUUUGUUUCCAGGCUAUUUGUAUUAAAUUUUUCAGGGUAAGUUGACUGUGAGAUUGUGUUCUUUUCGGAGGCUACAGACAGGGUACUGAAUCAGAUAUUCUGGAAGCUAAUGAUGUAUAAAAAGUAGAAAAUAUAUGAAUGGCAGCAACACUCCCCUGUAGAGAACAGGAUAGGGAAUAGACUAA